GCUGAUUUCCAUAUAACGACUCACCAGUCACCACCACUCUGGAGUCUGGAUCUGGCACUCUUUCACUUCUACUUGCUCCAUUUCUCUCUCCUUCUGACCCAUUCUAAAUUCUCAUCAUCGUUUUCUUCUUAUUUCUCCCUCUUCUGACAACUUUAUUGGCCCUUUACACAGGUAAGGGGAGGAAGUGAAAGGUUGCUGCAAUGGCAAAGAAGUUGGAAAAGAUGGCAUCCAUUGAUGCCCAACUUAGGCAGCUGGUUCCGGCAAAAGUGAGCGAAGAUGACAAACUGAUUGAGUAUGAUGCUCUGCUAUUGGAUCGCUUCCUUGAUAUUCUUCAGGACUUACACGGAGAGGAUCUGAAAGAAACGGUUCAAGAAGUAUACGAGCUUUCUGCUGAAUAUGAAGGGAAACACGACUCUAAGAAACUGGACGAACUUGGAAAUCUGAUAACUAGUUUGGAUGCUGGUGAUUCAAUUGUCGUCGCCAAAUCCUUUUCUCAUAUGCUUAACUUGGCCAACUUAGCAGAAGAGGUCCAGAUUGCUCAUCGGCGAAGGAUCAAGUUGAAAAAGGGAGAUUUUGCUGAUGAGAACAAUGCAACUACUGAAUCAGACAUUGAAGAAACACUCAAGAAGCUUGUAGUGGAAUUAAAAAAGUCUCCUCAGGAAGUUUUUGAAGCACUGAAAAACCAGACCGUUGAUUUGGUUCUUACAGCUCACCCUACUCAAUCUGUUCGUAGAUCUUUGCUUCAGAAGCAUGGAAGGAUACGAAACUGUUUAACUCAAUUAUAUGCCAAAGAUGUAACUCCUGAUGACAAGCAGGAACUUGAUGAGGCUCUACAGAGGGAGAUCCAAGCUGCCUUCCGUACUGAUGAAAUUAGGAGGACUCCUCCAACCCCGCAAGAUGAGAUGAGAGCAGGGAUGAGCUACUUCCAUGAGACAAUUUGGACUGGUGUACCCAAAUUUCUACGUCGGCUGGAUACAGCUUUGAAGAAUAUAGGGAUAAAUGAACGUGUCCCUUAUAAUGCUCCUCUUAUUCAAUUUUCUUCUUGGAUGGGUGGUGAUCGUGAUGGCAAUCCAAGAGUAACUCCUGAAGUGACAAGGGAUGUUUGUUUAUUGGCUAGAAUGAUGGCUGCUAAUUUAUAUUAUUCCCAGAUAGAAGAUCUUAUGUUUGAACUGUCAAUGUGGCGUUGCAAUGAUGAGCUGCGUGUACGUGCAGAUGAACUUAACAGAUCUUCCAGGAAAGAUGCAGUUGCUAAGCACUAUAUAGAGUUUUGGAAAAUCAUUCCCCCAAAUGAACCAUACCGUGUGUUACUGGGCGAAGUAAGGGAUAGGCUUUAUCAGACUCGUGAGCGAUCUCGCCAUUUGCUAGCACACGGGCACUCUGAAAUUCCAGAGGAAGAAACUUUUACCAAUGUUGAGGAGUUCUUGGAACCCCUGGAACUUUGCUAUAGAUCACUCUGUGCUUGUGGUGAUCGGGCAAUUGCCGAUGGAAGCCUUCUAGAUUUCCUUCGGCAAGUCUCUACUUUUGGAUUGUCACUAGUGAGGCUUGAUAUCAGGCAAGAGUCAGACCGUCAUACUGAUGUGUUGGAUGCCAUUACCAAGCAUCUGGAAAUUGGUUCCUACCAGGAAUGGUCAGAAGAGAAACGGCAGCAAUGGCUUUUGUCUGAAUUGAGUGGCAAACGGCCACUGUUUGGGCGCGACCUUCCCAAAACUGAAGAAAUUAAAGAUGUUUUGGACACAUUUCAUGUUAUUGCUGAACUGCCAGCAGAUAACUUUGGAGCAUAUAUCAUAUCAAUGGCAACUGCACCAUCUGAUGUGCUUGCAGUUGAACUUCUGCAACGUGAAUGCCAUGUCAAGCAUCCACUAAGAGUUGUCCCAUUGUUUGAGAAACUUGCAGAUCUGGAGGCAGCUCCUGCUGCUUUGGCUCGGUUGUUCUCCAUAGACUGGUACAGAAACCGAAUCAACGGAAAGCAAGAAGUUAUGAUUGGUUAUUCUGAUUCAGGUAAAGAUGCUGGAAGGUUCUCUGCAGCAUGGCAGCUAUAUAAGGCCCAAGAGGAACUUAUCAAGGUAGCUAAAGAGUAUGGUGUUAAGCUAACAAUGUUCCAUGGUCGCGGUGGAACUGUUGGGAGAGGAGGUGGUCCAACCCACCUUGCUAUCUUAUCCCAACCUCCGGAUACAAUCCAUGGGUCACUUCGUGUAACUGUCCAAGGUGAAGUUAUUGAACAAUCAUUUGGAGAGCAGCACUUAUGUUUCCGAACACUUCAACGUUACACUGCUGCAACUCUAGAACACGGAAUGCAUCCUCCAAUCUCACCCAAACCAGAGUGGCGGGCUUUGAUGGAUCAGAUGGCUGUCAUUGCUACAGAGGAAUACCGCUCUAUUGUAUUCAAAGAACCUCGAUUUGUUGAGUACUUCCGUCUGGCUACACCAGAGUUGGAGUAUGGCCGCAUGAACAUAGGAAGUCGACCAGCAAAGCGAAAGCCAAGUGGAGGCAUUGAGACUCUCCGUGCAAUACCUUGGAUAUUUGCCUGGACACAAACAAGGUUUCAUCUUCCGGUGUGGCUAGGCUUCGGGGAAGCAUUUAGACAUGUUAUUGGGAAGGAUAUUAAGAAUCUUCAUAUGCUGCAAGAAAUGUACAAUCAGUGGCCUUUCUUCAGGGUCACUCUUGAUUUAGUGGAAAUGGUGUUUGCCAAGGGAGACCCUGGCAUAGCUGCCCUGUAUGAUAAGCUCCUUGUUUCACAAGAUCUAUGGUCGUUUGGGGAGCAGUUGAGGACCAAGUUUGACGAAACCAAGAAACUCCUGCUUCAGGUGUGUGGACACAGAGAUCUUCUUGAAGGGGAUCCAUACUUAAAACAAAGGCUCCGCUUGCGUGAUUCUUACAUUACCACCCUGAACGUUUGCCAAGCUUACACAUUGAAACGUAUCCGUGAUCCGAACUACAAUGUGAAUUUGCGACCGCACAUCUCAAAAGAGUAUAUAGAGAUAAGUAAACCUGCUGAUGAACUUAUAACACUGAACCCAACAAGUGAAUAUGCUCCUGGUUUGGAAGACACCCUCAUCCUCACCAUGAAGGGUAUUGCUGCUGGCAUGCAGAACACUGGUUAAUGGAGUUUCUGUCUGCCUUUGUAUUUGCAUAUUUCUUAUAUUGUUUUUCCAGAAAUCAUAAUUUAGUUGCCCGAACCAAAGUUUGGUGUGUGUUAUUUCCUUUUUCCCUGCCUUGUAUCCAUCAUUCCAUCGAUAAGUUAUGAAAUAUGUAUGUUCCUUCCUUUGACGUACAAUAUAAUUUGGCUGCGGUAGAAUUCCAACGAUAGCCGUCAAUAAAAUUGACUUACUCCAUGAACGCAA
Molecule: messenger RNA, 3341 nt
Organism: Arachis ipaensis
Lineage: Eukaryota; Viridiplantae; Streptophyta; Magnoliopsida; Fabales; Fabaceae
Product: phosphoenolpyruvate carboxylase, housekeeping isozyme
Biological process (GO): leaf development; tricarboxylic acid cycle; carbon fixation
Cellular component (GO): apoplast; chloroplast; cytosol
Molecular function (GO): phosphoenolpyruvate carboxylase activity
Source: RefSeq, a predicted model, not a curated record